AGAAAAAGACUAAUGUGUAAAUUUGCUUAGGUUAGUUUAGAUUGGAUAGAGAAAGGUGUAUGAGUUUUGUUUUGUGUUGCGCCUGUGUGACUCAGCCGGGCAUGUUAAAAAAAAGCCAUCUACAUUGCUGGCGAACUUUAUGUGUAAAAGUUGUCAGCGACAACAGAUGCAUUGUUAUUUCAGCACCAACUAAAAGUACGGAGCGUGACUGGAACCUUGACCAAUGACGGUGUUUCGGGGGACAAUAUCGGGGCGUGUUUUUGUGAACUUCUGAACCGGGACUUGCCAGUACAGUGCAUGCAGGCAGGCUGCCGUUGGAUCCGUCAGAGGAACUUUGAGGGGCUCGUUCAACACCGACAGUCCUGCACAGCGGAGUCGUUUCUCGCCCUGGUAGGUUGAGUAUCGAUACUGCUCCACCGCAAUCUCCGUUUUUGAAAUUGGUAUUGCUUGGUGUUCGCCGGGGGAAAACAAGACAUCACCUGCUGUGUCGGGCGGGUGAUCCCCCAAAAGAGAAAGUUUUGCGGGAUCGCUACUUACGAAGACCGCCGACAACGAUGGAACGACUUGCCGUGUUGAUUAUCUUGGUAUUGGGUCUAGCUAGAACCUCGCAUGGACAGAUUAGUGCUUGCAACCCCAACCCAUGUCGUGAUAGUGCCAACUGUUUUGUCCGAAACAGUCAAGAGGGCUACGUCUGUGAGUGUAAUAUGCCCAAUCAGGGUGGAUUUGACUGUACAAACCAAACACAAAAUCAGGCCGUUUUCACUUGCUACGGAUCUCAGUGUUCUACUGGAAGCUUCAUGUCUGUCAACUACCCAAGUAACUACCCGGAUCGCUACAGAGCUCUGUAUCUGCUAUAUGUUCCUGGAGCAAGUGGAUUCAAUUUUAUAUUUGAUACGAUAUUUCGAAUCGAGGCGGAUAAAGAUGAGCUCUACAUUGGCAGUGGUUUAGUUCCACCCUUUAGCCAGUUCAAUGGGGUGAACACAUCUGUUGAAGGUGUCUUCUUUUUUGAAGGCCACACUCCUCCCAUGCCUUUCUCAGUCGUGAACACUGAUACAGUAUGGAUGUACUUCAUCACUGACAAAAACAUUAAUUUUCCUGGCUUCCGCGUCAGUUGGCAAACUGUUGACACAGAGGCCCCUGUGGUAUCAGGAUGCCCUGGAGACUUUACCCGAGUGACCACUGUCAAUCAACCCCUGAGGGUUUCCUGGGAUCCCAUAACAGCAACAGAUGCAAGUGAUUUCACUGUCUCUGCAAGUCACUCCUCUGGAAAUUUUUUUCCUGUUGGCCCAACACGUGUGACCUUUACAUUUGUGGAUACUGGCGGCCUGACAACCAUUUGCAGUUUUGUCAUCACUGUCGUUCUACAGGACACAUCUCCACCCGUGAUCAGUGGUUGCCCAACAAAUAUGAUUAGGACAACUACAAAUCCACUCGGCGUCACCGUGUCAUGGAUACCACCAACUGCAAGAGAUGAAAAUACCUUCACUACGCAAUCGACACAUACUCCUGGGCAGCUUUUUCCAGUGGCAACCACUGAAGUAAGGUACACUUUCACUGACGUGAAUGGGUUCUUCUCCGUGUGUACCUUUUCCAUAACCGUUCAAUUGAUCAACAGGCCACCAGUGAUUAGCGGCUGUCCAAGUGAUAGAACUUUGAUCACCAACACUUUUCAAGGGUCUGCUGCUACCACCUGGGUAGAACCUACUGCCACAGAUGAUGGUCCCAUUACUGUAACACGCACUCACACUCCAGGCCAAAACUUUCCUGUUGGCAGGACAGAAGUCAUUUACACAUUCACUGACAGCAACAAUCUGGCAUCCAUGUGCUCAUUCGUUGUCGUCGUGACAUUUGUGGAUGUCACUCCGCCAGUGGUUACUGGGUGUCCCAACUCCAUCACUGAGACUGCUCCUUUUGGUGCUGGCGUAGACUUUCCAGUGACAUGGAUAGAACCCACAGCAAAUGAUAAUACAGGAACCGUUAUGCUUAUUCUCCGAUCCCGUCAACCUGGGGACAGAUUUCCAAUUGGUCAAACAACCAGUGUUCUCUACUUAUAUGCUGAUAAUGCUGGGCUCCAAGCAAGCUGUCAAUUUGAUGUGACAGUUGUACGCCAGGAGGACAAUGUACCACCUGUCAUCAGUUGCCCAGCAAACAUCCGUCAAGAAGUCACAUCAGGGAAUGCCCCUGGAGCAAUUAUUACCUGGCAAGCAGCUACAGCCACCGAUAAUUUUGGAGUGGUUAAUGUUACUCUGACCUCAAAUCCUCCACGAUUCCCCAAUACGUUUUUCCCGUUUGGAAUCUACUUGGUUACCUACACAGCUAUAGAUGCAGCUUUGAAUUCAGUGUCAUGUACUUUCACCGUGACAGUUGGUAAGGUUUCUUUCACAAAGUUCUGAUCCUUUUUUGAAAAC
Acanthaster planci (crown-of-thorns starfish) is the source of this 2408-nucleotide messenger RNA. RefSeq lists its product as uncharacterized. Gene Ontology annotation, molecular function: calcium ion binding; protein binding. The record is from RefSeq and is a predicted model, not a curated record. NCBI's taxonomy places the organism in Eukaryota, Metazoa, Echinodermata, Asteroidea, Valvatida, Acanthasteridae.